GCCAACAGCGCGCGGUUCGCCGCCGGCACCGCCGACCGGGUGGUGCUGCUGUACGACGAGCAGGGCGAGCGGCGCGACAAGUUCUCCACCAAGCCUGCCGACGCCAAGUACGGCCGGAAGAGCUACAUGGUGAAAGGCAUGGCCUUCUCCCCAGACUCCACCAAAAUCGCCAUUGGCCAAACGGACAACAUCGUCUACGUCUACAGGAUUGGGGAGGAGUGGGGUGACAAGAAAGUGAUAUGCAACAAGUUCAUCCAAACGAGUGCUGUGACCUGCUUAUCGUGGCCAGCGGAGAAUAUCAUUGUCUUUGGUCUUGCCGAAGGAAAGGUUCGUUUAGCAAAUACAAAGAACAACAAGUCUUCCACCAUUUACGGGACAGAUUCCUAUGUGGUCUCGCUAACUUCCAAUGUGUCAGGGAAGGGAAUCCUGUCUGGCCAUGCAGAUGGAACCAUAGUACGCUUCUUCUUUGAUGAUGAGGGCUCAGGUGAAUCACAGGGUAAAUUGGUGAUGCAUCCCUGUCCUCCUUAUGCCCUCGCCUGGGCUUCCAACAGCAUUGUGGCUGCGGGCUGCGAUAAGAAGAUUGUAGCUUAUGGGAAGGAGGGCAACGUGAUUCAAACCUUUGACUAUAGCCGGGAUUCAUCAGAGAAGGAAUUCACCACAGCAGCUUCCAGUCCUGGCGGCCAGUCCAUCGUCAUUGGCAGCUAUGAUAGGUUAAGGGUUUUGAACUGGAGCCCACGCCGCGGUGCCUGGGAGGAAGGCAAACCCAAAGAAAUAGCUCACCUCUACACCAUCACAGCUUUAGCGUGGAAGAGGGAUGGUUCACGGAUCUGUGUGGGCACUCUCUGUGGAGGAGUUGAACAAUUUGACUGCUGCCUUCGCAGAAGCAUUUACAAAAAUAAAUUUGAAAUGACGUAUGUGGGACCAAGCCAGGUCAUUGUGAAGAACCUCUCAACAGGAACUCGAAUUGUGUUGAAAUCCCAGUACGGUUAUGAGAUUGAUGAGGAAAAAGGGAAAGACAGAUAUCUGGUGGCCCAUACUUCAGACACAUUACUGCUGGGUGACAUCAGCUCCAACAAGCUCAGUGAGGUAGCCUGGCAAGGAUCUGGAGGGAAUGAGAAGUUCUUCUUCGACAAUGAGAAUGUCUGCAUGAUCUUUAAUGCUGGAGAGCUGACACUGGUGGAAUAUGGAAGCAAUGACAUCCUGGGGUCUGUCCGCACAGAGUUCAUGAACCCUCAUCUCGUCAGUGUCCGUAUCAAUGAGAGACGGCAGAGAGGCACGGAGGAGAACAAGAGACUGUCUUAUCUGAUAGACAUCAAGACUAUAGCAACAGUGGACCUUGUUGGUGGCUACAACGCUGGCACUAUCAGCCAUGACAGCAAGAUUGAUUGGCUGGAGCUGAAUGAAACAGGCCACAAACUACUCUUCAGGGACAAGAAGAUGAGGUUGCAGCUCUAUGACAUUGAGAGCAGCACCAAGACCACCAUUUUGAACUAUUGCUCCUAUGUGCAGUGGGUCCCAGGCAGCGAUGUGGUGGUGGCUCAGAACAGAAACAGCCUCUGCAUUUGGUAUAACAUUGAUGCUCCAGAGCGAGUCACCAUGUUUCCUCUGAAGGGGGAUAUUGUAGACUUGGAACGGAAUGAUGGAAAGACUGAAGUGAUAGUAUCUGAGGGGGUGAACACUGUGUCCUACACCCUGGACGAAGGCCUCAUAGAGUUUGGAACUGCCAUUGAUGAUGGGGAUUAUCACAGGGCUGCUGCAUUUUUGGAGACACUGGAAAUGUCCACAGAGACGGAAGCCAUGUGGAAGACCCUAAGCAGACUGGCUUUGGAAGCUAGACAGCUGCACAUUGCAGAGAGGUGCUUUGCAGCUCUGGGCAACAUGGCAAAGGCUCGAUUUCUGCAUGAAACCAAUACCAUUGCUGACCAGGCAGCUCAAGAGCAUGGUGGGGAUGGUACAGACCAUUAUCUGGUGCGUGCCCGCUUGGCCAUGCUAGACAAGAACUACAAGCUGGCAGAGAUGAUCUUCCUGGAACAAAAUGCCACAGAGGAGGCCAUGGACAUGUACCAGGAGCUGCACAUGUGGGAUGAAUGCAUUGUGGUUGCCGAGGCCAAGGGACACCCAAUGCUGGAUAAAAUGCGUCGGGGUUACUACCAGUGGCUGCUGGAUACCCAGCAAGAAGAGAAGGCUGGGGAGGUCCAAGAGGGACAGGGCGACUACCUGGCAGCCAUCAGCUUAUACCUGCGGGCAGGGCUGCCAGCCAAAGCAGCACGGCUGGCCAUGAGCAGGGAUGAGUUGCUGACCAAUGGGGAUGUCAUCAAUAGGGUCUCAAUGGCACUGAUCAGAGGGGAACUGUAUGAACAGGCUGGAGACCUCUUUGAGAAGGUUGGAAACCCACGGAAGGCUCUGGAGUGCUAUUGCAAGGGCAGUGCCUACCUGAAAGCAGUGGAGCUGGCUCGCCUGGCAUUUCCUGCAGAAGUUGUGAAGCUGGAGGAGGCCUGGGGAGACCAUCUGGUGCAGCAGAAACAGCUGGAUGCUGCUAUUAACCAUUAUAUCGAAGCCAGGUGCUCAGUUAAGGCCAUUGAGGCAGCCUUGGGAGCCCGGCAGUGGAAGAAGGCCAUCUACAUUUUGGACUUGCAAGACAAACAGACAGCAGCCAAAUAUUAUCUCAAGAUUGCCCAGCACUAUGCAGCUUUACAGGAGUAUCAGGUGAGGCCGCAGAGCACCAUCAUUGCUGCUCUGUGUGUCUUGGGGCUGUACAUCAAAGGAGACCAGACCAAGGAUGCCAUCGACAUGUACACACAGGCUGGGCUCUGGGAACAGGCUCACAAGUUGGCAAUCAAGUGUAUGAGUCAGGAAGAUGUGUCUGUGCUCUAUAUAACCCAAGCCAAAGAGAUGGAGAAGCAGGGCAAGUACAAAGAAGCAGAGAGGCUCUAUAUCACUGUGAAUGAACCUGAUUUGGCCAUCACCAUGUACAAAAAGUGUAAGAUGUAUGAUGAGAUGGUUUGCUUAGUGGCCAAGUAUCACAAGGACUUACUCAGCGAUACCCACCUGCACCUGGGCAAGGAGCUGGAGGCAGAGGGACGCUUACAGGAGGCUGAGUACCACUACCUGGAAGCUAAGGACUGGAAGGCCACAGUAAACAUGUACAGAGUGAAUGACAUGUGGGAGGAAGCUUACAGGGUGGCCAAGGCACAUGGGGGAGCCAACUCCUAUAAGCAUGUGGCUUAUAUGUGGGCAAAGAGCCUUGGUGGAGAGGCAGCUGUGAAACUCCUCAGUAAAUUCGGACUUCUGGAGAUGGCCAUUGACCAUGCAGCAGACAGCGGGGUCUUUGAAUUUGCUUUUGAACUGGCCCGCCUUUCCAUGAAGCAGAAGAUGCCAGAGAUCCACUUGAAGUAUGCCAUGUUCUUAGAGGAUGAGGGCAAAUUUGAAGAGGCUGAAGCAGAAUUUAUUAAAGCUGGCAAACCCAAGGAGGCAGUGCUGAUGUUUGUGCAUAACCAGAACUGGGAUGCUGCACAGCGUGUGGCUGAGGCUCAUGACCCAGACAGCGUGGCUGAUGUGCUUGUGGGACAGGCACGUUUUGCCUUUGAGCAGCGAGAGUUCCAGAAAGCAGAGGCCUUCCUCCUGCGAGCACAGAGACCUGAGCUGGCAAUAAAGUACUACAAGGAGGCCGGAAUGUGGAGCGAGGCCCUGCGGAUCUGCAAGGAAUAUGUGCCUAGUCGGCUGGAAGAGUUACAGGAGGAGUGCAGCAGGGAGGCUGCCAAGAAGGGCACCAGAGGAACAGAAGGGCUGCUGGAGCAGGCACGGGAGUGGGAGCAGGCUGGGGAAUACGCCAGAGCAGUGGACUGCUAUCUGAAAGUGCGGGAUCCCAGCAACAGUGUCCUGAUGGAGAAGUGCUUGCUGAAGGCUGCUGAGUUGGCCAUUAAAUUCUUGGGUCAGUCACAGAGCAUGGAGGUGACGCGGACUGUAGCUCCUCAGCUGGUGGCCAUGAAGAAAUACAGUGCGGCAGCUGAACUCUACCUCAACUUGGACCUCAUCCAAGAAGCUAUUGAUGCCUUCAUUGAAGGGGAGGAAUGGAGCAAAGCCAAGCGCAUCGCUAAGGAAUUGGACCCCAGGUCAGAGGAGUAUGUGGAUCAGCGUUACAAGGAGUAUUUAAAGAACCAAGGAAAGGUAGAUUCGCUAGUGGGAAUAGACGUCAUGGCUGCUUUGGAUAUGUAUGCAGAGCAGGAGCAAUGGGAGAAGUGCCUAGAGGUUGCAGCUAAGCAGAACUAUAAAGUCUUACACAAGUACGUAGCUCUGUAUGCAACCCACCUCAUCCGGGAAGGCAGCUGGCACAAAGCCCUGAGCCUGUAUGUCCACCAUGGAGCGCCUGCCAACCCACAGAAUUUCAACAUUUACAAGCGUCUCUUUGUGGAGAUGGUGAAUGCGUCUGGCAUGAAUUGCGCCGAGGCCUACUCCAGCUGGGCUGACCUGCGGGAGGUUCUCUUCCAUCUGUGUGAAAACUUAGUAAAGUCAAGUGAGGCUAACACUCCAGCGCAUGAAGAGUUUGAAACGAUGCUGCUGAUCUGUCACUACUAUGCCACCCGCUCUGCUGCUCAGGGCGUGAAGCAACUGGACACUGUGGCUGCCAAGCUGUCCAUUUCCCUGCUGCGCCACACCGAGCUCCUGCCUGCAGACAAGGCUUUCUACGAAGCUGGGAUAGCUGCCAAGGCAGUCAACUGGGAGAACACGGCAUUCAUCUUCCUGAACCGAUUCCUGGAACUCUCACACGCCAUUGAAGAAGGGAACCUGGAUUCUCUGGACCACUCUGAUUUCCAGGGCACAGACAUUCCCUUUGAAGUGCCGCUUCCAGCCCAUCAGCACGUGCCUGAGGAGAAGCGGGAAGAGGUCAGGGACUGGGUGCUCACCAUGUCCAUGGACCAACGGCUGGAGCAGGUGCUGCCGCAGGACGAGCGUGACACAUAUGAAGCCUCCCUGGUGGCAGCAAAUACAGGGGUGCGCUCCCUGCCCUGCGUGCUUACAGGGUACCCCGUGCUAAGGAACAAGAUAGAGUUCAAGCGGCCAGGCCGAGAAGCUAACAAGGACACGUGGAACAAGUUCCUGAUGGCUGUCAAGACAUCCCACAGCCCCGCGUGCCAGGAUGUGCUCAAGUUCCUCAGCCAGUGGUGUGGGGGACUCCCGAGCACCAGCUUCUCCUUCCAGUGAGCUGGACCGUGGCAGCUUUCAGUCCUGUUCUUCAACACCCUUCACUUUUGCCCCCAUUAAACAUGUCUC
Messenger RNA from Charadrius vociferus (killdeer), 5271 nucleotides. It is a transcript of the gene IFT172, whose product is annotated as intraflagellar transport 172. The record is from RefSeq and is a predicted model, not a curated record. Gene Ontology annotation, biological process: intraciliary transport. NCBI's taxonomy places the organism in Eukaryota, Metazoa, Chordata, Aves, Charadriiformes, Charadriidae. Gene Ontology annotation, molecular function: protein binding. Gene Ontology annotation, cellular component: intraciliary transport particle B; axoneme; ciliary basal body.